UGUUCCUCCAGGACCAUGUUUGUGAACUUCUAAACACUGUUGACGCUUGUCAAGUUUUCUUUGACAUUACUGUAAAUUUUGACCUCACAAAGAACUACCUGGAUUUGGUGGUGACAUACACUAACCUGAUGAUGCUGCUUUCUCGAAUUGAGGAGCGCAAAGCGAUAAUCGGCCUCUACAACUAUGCCCAUGAAAUGACACACGGUUCAAGUGAUCGAGAAUAUCCCAGGCUUGGACAGAUGAUUGUGGACUAUGAGAACCCACUGAAAAAGAUGAUGGAGGAGUUUGUCCCUCAUGGAAAAUCGCUGCAAGAUGCGCUGGUCUCCCUGCAGAUGGUGUACCCACGCCGAAAUCUGUCUGCAGAUCAGUGGAGGAAUGCUCAGCUGCUCAGUUUGAUUAGUGCUCCCAGUACCAUGCUUAACCCAGCUCAGUCCGACACGAUGCCCUGUGAAUAUCUGUCCUUGGACACUAUGGAGAAAUGGAUUGUCUGUAAGUUUGUUUUAAAAACAGUAUGAAAUUUAAAACUGACACUUUUUGCUG
Molecule: messenger RNA, 540 nt
Organism: Sinocyclocheilus grahami
Lineage: Eukaryota; Metazoa; Chordata; Actinopteri; Cypriniformes; Cyprinidae
Product: nck-associated protein 1-like
Exons: 5
Coding region: 129-515 (128 amino acids)
Biological process (GO): cell projection assembly; cell migration; cell morphogenesis
Cellular component (GO): SCAR complex
Source: RefSeq, a predicted model, not a curated record